Messenger RNA from Lucilia sericata (common green bottle fly), 495 nucleotides. Its product is annotated as sarcotoxin-1B-like. Gene Ontology annotation, cellular component: extracellular region. The coding region runs from base 179 to 370 and encodes 63 amino acids. The record is from RefSeq and is a predicted model, not a curated record. Gene Ontology annotation, biological process: defense response to Gram-positive bacterium; defense response to Gram-negative bacterium; antibacterial humoral response. NCBI's taxonomy places the organism in Eukaryota, Metazoa, Arthropoda, Insecta, Diptera, Calliphoridae. The transcript has 2 exons.
AAUCCCCUCUUAUAAGUCAACGAUGUAUUGAUAACAACUCAAUACACGAGACUUUCUGUCUAAAACACAAUUCCUAUAAAAGUCUAGUUCAAAUCAACAAGUAUCACUAGUUAACAUUCGCAUAGAAAACAAUCAAUCUAAAUAUUUUAAAUAUUUCUCUACAAUUGAAGUACUAAACAUGAAUUUCCAUAAAGUCUUAAUUUUUGUCGCCUUGAUCUUGGCUGUUUUUGCUGGACAAAGUCAUGCCGGUUGGUUGAAGAAAAUUGGCAAGAAAAUUGAACGUGUUGGUCAACAUACCCGUGAUGCUUCCAUACAAGCAAUUGGUAUUGCUCAGCAGGCUGCUAAUGUUGCUGCCACUGCUAGAGGUUAAAGAUAGAUAUAAUUAGUAAUUUAAUUAGUUUAUUAUUAGAAUUUAUAUUAUCAACUAUGUUUAUACAUAUUUAUUUAUUUCGGAAUUAAAUUUUUGGAAGAUUUUUUAUACAAAAUACAAUCAAA